Gracilinanus agilis (Agile Gracile Mouse Opossum) is the source of this 1130-nucleotide messenger RNA. It is a transcript of the gene FBXO39, whose product is annotated as F-box protein 39. NCBI's taxonomy places the organism in Eukaryota, Metazoa, Chordata, Mammalia, Didelphimorphia, Didelphidae. The transcript has a single exon. The annotation marks the transcript as partial. Gene Ontology annotation, molecular function: protein binding. The record is from RefSeq and is a predicted model, not a curated record.
GUCCCCUCCGGCCCUCUCUCCCCCCAGGACCCAAGUGACUCCUUCUCCCCUCUUGGCGACCUGCCUCCACCAGCGCCUCCCUGGAACACCCCGCCCGAUUUCCCGAUGGAUGAGGAGAGCGACCUGCCGCAGCCGUGCGCCGAGCAGAGCUGCUGGGCCAGCCUGCCCGACGUGUGCCUGCGCCGGGUGUUCUGGUGGCUAGGAGACAGGGACCGCUCCCGGGCCGCGCUCGUCUGCCGGAAGUGGAACCAGACCAUGUACUCCGCCGACCUGUGGCGGUGCAGGACCAUCACCUUCAGCGGGAGGCCGUCCCGCUCGCACGCGUCCGAGUUCGAGUCGGCGCUCUGGUACGUGAAGAAGUUCGGCCGCUACCUGGAACACCUGGAGAUCAAGUUCCUGAACCCGUACAACGCCGUCCUGACCAAGAAGUUCCAGGUGACCAUGCGCGGCCUGCUGUCGUGCCUGGGCAAGAGCAACAGCCGCCUCAAGUCGCUGUCCAUCCAGCACCUGGAGCUGGACCGGCUGGUGUGGCGGAGCAGCAUCCGCACGUCCUUCGUCAAGAGCCUGAGCUUCUUCCUGAAGAAGGUGAGUAAGCACCUGGACUACUUGAACCUCAAGGGCGCGCGGCUGGCCGUGGAGCAGGGCUGCCACGUGCUCAGCUCCCUGAGCCACCUGCGCAGCGAGAGCUUCGCGUCCGAGCUCAACCUGGAGGACUACUUCAGCCACCACCUGGCCGUGUACAGCAGCCCGCAGUUCAACCAGACCAUGGCCAUGUUCCGGAGCCUGGUGGUGCUCACGCUCAACUACAACUGCAUCUCGGACGAGCUGCUGGAGACGCUGGGCGAGAACAACGCCAGCUCGCUCUGGACCAUCAACAUCAAGUGCCACAUCCACGACCCGCACGGCCAGGUCAUCUGGGGCAUGUCGUGGGCCAAGCUGGCCAAGCACGCGGCCAACCUCAAGGUCAACUUCUUCUUCGAGCGGGUCAUGAAGCACGAGCGGCUCACCCGCAUCCUGCUGCAGGAGAUCCCCGUCCGCAGCGUCAGCCUCCGCAGCUGCUACUUCAGCGACCCCGACUGGUCCAUGCGGCCGACCCUCACCGACCUGCUGCCCACGUACCGCCACACGCU